Messenger RNA from Dicrocoelium dendriticum, 3429 nucleotides. NCBI's taxonomy places the organism in Eukaryota, Metazoa, Platyhelminthes, Trematoda, Plagiorchiida, Dicrocoeliidae. The record is from the annotation of a GenBank genome assembly.
AUGGUGCCAGAGCCAACUAGCGGACCGAACUGCUCCGGCCCCGCUUCGGCCCCUCCCGCCCCAACUCCCUCGGACCGGUGCGCCGCACUCUCCUCCAGGAUUCACGCGCGGGACCGACAGGCCCCCGUAGUGCGCCUCUUUCCCCUGCCUGGGGCCUCCCGCUGGUUAUCUCCCCCAGUCCCUCCAUCUGCCCCACCGCCGCUGCGGCGCCCGUCCCGCCCGCGUGUCUCCCGGGCACCCCCGUCCGUCCACCCGCCUCCGCCUCGCGCGCCGCGCCGGUUCCUCACCCCCUCACCCGCCGGCCCUCCGGCCUCCCCUUCGAGCCCGAAGGCACCGCCAUCCCCGCCCGACGUCGCGCUCGGGCGGGUCGCGAGCUCAGAAAACCCCCCCUCUGCGGUAGCACCACCCCGACCACCCGACAAGAGGCAGACGCGCGGGCAUUCACCGCGCCAUUCACCCCCUUCCGAGCUACUGGACGCGCUUCGGCAACGCCGUCGCACCCAUGCGAACAGGGAGCGCAUCCGGGGCGAGGCGGCACCGGGCGCGAAUCGCCGGCGCGCUGGGCUGCGCUCGUACAACCUGCCCGCCUCACCUGUGCGCCCCCAGCUGCACUACCCACCCCGCGCAGGGCCCGGACCACCGCCGCCCCGACGCCCGGCGCGCCGCUCCCACUAUCGCCCUACCCCACUUGCCGUGGCCAAACGCCUAGAACAGCCGGACUCCAUUACCCCCCCCCCCCCCCCCACGGGCAGCCCAGGAGCAUACCCUGCCCGCCGCGGCCCCUUGCCUCACGCGCGCCCACUCUCCGCACCUCUCCACCGCGUGCCGUCGCCCACUGCAGCCGGGCAAGCCGUCGGCGCCCUGUGCCCACUGCCCAAGAGGCCCUACCGAUCCCCGCACCUGUCCUCCCCCAGGCCGGACCUUCAGACUCUCCCGCCUCUUCGAGCUGGCCCCCAACGCCGGGCCCUACGCCUGCCCACCUCCGCCCCUCCUAAUGGCCCCGCGCGCCCAUCCGGGUUGUCCCCGGUCCCUUUCGCCGCCCCCAGGGGCUCCGGCCUCCUGGCCCGCGCGCGCCCUCCUCGCCUCCAGCUAGCGCCGGCGGCCCUUCCUCCCGCUCCGGCACCGUGCCCGGCGCUCGGCCGAGCCCUCCUCCGACCUGCGCGUCGAUCCCCUCCGCCCCUCACCGCGCCCCCCCUCGCCGCGCCCUCUCCUAGUGCCACUGUCAGCGACCCUUCGCCCCUGUCCUCGGCCGGCUCGCGCACUCUCCCUCAGCCCACGCCCGACCCCGUUCCGCCCUUCGUCGCCUCUCCCCCCCCGUCCUCAUCCCUCCCGCUCCCCAUCCGCAUCUCCGCUCCCCGCCCCUUUGCCUCUCCCAGCCCCCCUCACGCACGCCUCGUCCCCUUCCCCCCCCCUGCUCGCCCCACGACGCCGCGCCCCCUUUCCUCGCCCCGCUAUCAUCCACCCCCGCCCAGCUCCCCCCCCGGGUUUAGCGACCACCACUCCGAGCCCCUUCAUCCUCCCGCGCAGCUGACGCCGUCUCCGUCUACCCCUCCCACGCCCGCUGCUGGCCCCGCUCCCCCCCCACCCACUAGAGGCCUACAUCUCCACCACCAACCUCCCCACCCGCUGCCGUCCCGCCGACCCCCCCCCCCCGCCCGCGCUAGCUCGCGCCCCCCCGCCCGCCGCCGCCCCGCCGCCCAACCCGCCGCGUUCGUGCGGCCCCCAGCCUCUCACGCCCCGCGCGCCCUAAUCUCCCCCGAACUGAUGGCCCGCUCCCCGCCCGGUCAUCCCCUCCUCUGUCCCGGCGGCCCUCGCGCACUCCCGCGCUCCCCAUGGAGAGCAGCCCGUCACCCCACGGCCCCAGGCCCCUCCCCCCCGCCCCCGUGCCCCAAGGCGCGCCGGACGACUGCAGCUCGUCCACCGCUCAGAGUUAAUUCUCGUCACCGCGUGGCAGGGCCCGUCAGCGCCUACCACCCGCGUCCCACCCCCCCAGCGUCCCCGCCGAUUCGACCCCUCCCGGCCCCCCGGCCUCGAAGCCCGGCAACGUCGCGCCACCGCUUUCCCCCCCCGCUCGCACCUCCCAUUCACCCCCCCUUCCGCCCCCUGGACGGCCCCCUGGCCUCCAGCCCGCUCCCGCGGGCUCGCGGCUACCUCGCCUGCCCUCCCCGACGCCCCCACGCACCCCCUCUCCCCGCUUGCCCCCCACGCUUCCGUGCCCCCGCCCCGAGAGUCGGCGUUGUGCGGGCCCCCCGGGAAGAUCGCCCGCCCUCGGCGGACUCAGACACCUCCCCACCGUCUCGCUCGCCGCGGCGCGGCACGCCCACAGCCGACACCCAAGCCGCGAGCACUGCUCACAGUCCGGCCGCACGAGACACACUGACGGCAACCACCGACACCCGCCGGGAACCACCACCUCGCUCCGUACCACAACGUGCGCCCAGCCAAACCGUCCCUUCCCUCAACUUACCCCACAAGUUCCCUGCGCGCCAGACGCGUGGCCCCCUUGGAUCGCCCUCGGCGCUCCCCCUAUUCGCCUGGCACGCCCUCCGGCCCCCCGCCUCGCGGCCCCUGCCGCCCUCCCGGGCCGGGGCGCAACCGCCGCCCCCCUCUUCCCCCUCACAUCUCAACCAGGUCGCCCCUGCUCCCCGCCGCGUCAGGGUGCCUGCGCCGCACCUCUCAGGCCCCCGCCUUAGCGGCGUCCAGCCCCCUACGCCCCGCGUCCCUGCGUCGCUACCCCGCCUCCGCCCGCCCCAACGCCUCCUCACUGCCCCGCCUGCUGAACGGCCUUGCUCGGGCCGCCCCCGCGCCCCUCCGCCCCAGCCAGCCCGCCUCCCCCUCGGCCACGGCCGCCCCCCGUCCGACCGGCGCUCGACUGCCGGCCCACCCAACUGUUUCACCGACCCUCCACACCUGGGCCUCCAUCCCUCCACCCCCUUUCCGGCCCUGCACAGUGGCCCGACCCGCCCUCCCCCCGCGCGCCCCUCGCUAGCCCGGCCCCGCGACCGACCAUCCCGCCUGCCUCCUCCCUUCUCCCUCCGGGCUCCCUUCGCGGCGGGGCGGCUCCCCCCCUCCCCCCCCCCACGCGUCCGGCCCCCACAGCGCAGCGCGUCGCACAGCCGGGGUCUCCGCGUCCCGGCCCCUCCGCCCGUCCCCCCCGCCCCGCACGUCCCGGACGCUGGCACCCCCGGCCCUGUUACCCUCUCCAAACUCGGCUCGCGCCCGACAUGGCGGCCCUCUGGCCGCUCCUCCCCCCCUCCCCUGUUCUCCCCGACCCCGCGCCUCACUGGAGCGAGCCCACUUACUCUCCAAGGCGCUUCUCGGGCCCAGAGCCGCUCGGCACGCACCCCCUACCCUUCUGCCCAUCGGCAGCUCCCGGCGUUAGCACCGGCCUACCCCCCGGGCGCCCUCCGUUCCCCCAACGGCCUCUGA